CUCGCGCUGUUUCUAGGCAACCGCCGACUCCGGGUCCUCAGCCGGGCCUGAUGGCCAAGCACCGUCUUUAGUGCCCUGGGAAGUGCCUAUGGGCUGUCCUCGUCUCUCCCAGGUUUCUGAGAGCCUUUGUCCUCGGAACUUCUGACCGUCCUAGCGAGUAAAACCGGUCCUCAGAUGUGUGGAACCGUCCCUCGAUGUGUAGCUCCAUGCCACCAUCUCUACCUUCCUUCUGAGAGAUACUGAAACCUUUGUCAUGGAAAAGUACCACGUAUUGGAGAUGAUUGGAGAAGGCUCUUUCGGGAGAGUGUACAAGGGCCGAAAAAAAUACAGUGCUCAGGUGGUGGCGCUGAAGUUCAUCCCCAAAAUGGGGCGCUUAGAGAAGGAGCUGAGGAAUCUACAACGAGAGAUUGAAAUCAUGCAGGGUCUUCGUCAUCCCAACAUUGUGCAUAUGCUUGACAGCUUUGAAACUGACAAAGAGGUGGUGGUAGUGACAGACUAUGCUGAGGGAGAGCUUUUUCAGAUCCUGGAAGAUGAUGGAAAACUUCCAGAGGACCAGGUUCAGGCCAUUGCUGCCCAGUUAGUGUCAGCCCUAUACUAUUUGCAUUCCCAUCGCAUCCUUCACCGAGACAUGAAGCCUCAGAAUAUUCUCCUUGCCAAGGAUGGUAGCAUCAAGCUCUGUGACUUUGGAUUUGCCCGGGCUAUGAGCACCAAUACAAUGGUGCUGACGUCUAUCAAAGGUACACCACUCUAUAUGUCUCCAGAGCUAGUGGAAGAGCGACCAUACGACCACACAGCAGACCUCUGGUCUGUGGGCUGCAUUCUGUAUGAGCUGGCUGUGGGAACCCCUCCCUUCUAUACCACAAGCAUCUUUCAGCUAGUCAAUCUCAUUCUCAAGGACCCUGUACGCUGGCCUUCUACCAUCAGUCCUUGCUUUAAGAACUUCCUGCAGGGGCUGCUCACCAAGGACCCCCGGCAGCGUCUGUCCUGGCCAGACCUCUUGCACCACCCCUUUAUUGCUGGUCGUGUAACCAUAAUAACGGAACCAGCAGGCUCAGAUUUGAACACCCCAUUCACCAGCCGCCUACCCCCAGAACUUCAGGUCCUAAAGGAUGAACAGGCCCAUCAGCUGGCCCCCAAGGGCAAUCAUUCUCGCAUCUUGCAUCAGGCCUAUAAACGCAUGGCUGAGGAGGCCAAGCAGAAGAAACAACAGAACACAGGACCUGCCCUUGAGCAAGAGGACAAAACCAACAAGAUGACCCCUAGCACAGCCUCUAAGCUGGAGCUAAGGGCCACUUCUGAAAAAUCAAGCCUCUUGGCUGGGAUCUCGGCCUCAGAAAUGAAGAGCAGUUGUGCUGAGAGGCGAGCUGGAGAGGCACCCCCUGCACCUUGGGGAAAAGAUCAUCUACAUCCAAAAGGCAGAAUUGAGCUAAAAGCUACAGAUGAAGACUGUACACUAGAUUUGAGAAGAAGAUCCAGUGAGAGAGAAUCCUUAAUGAUGGAAAAGCGCAUUACCCUGGAUUGUGAGCAAGCAUGCCUGGAGCUGGGGCCAGAGGUGGCAAGCCAGCAGAGCACAGACACAGGGGACCUAGAAGAUGGUGAAGAGGAGCUGGACAGUGACAGUGAAUGGCAGCGCCUCCUAGAGGCCAUGGAGCCUGUUCCUGUUCAGCUAAAGGCUCCUCUCACCUUGCUGUGCAAUCCUGACUUCUGCCAGCGCAUCCAGAGUCAGUUUCGUGAGACCGGAGAGCAGCUCCUGAAAGGUAUCCUGGAGGGUGCUACCCACAUCCUCCCUGCACUCCGGGUCCUGAGCAGUCUUCUGUCCAGCUGUGGUGACUCUGUUCCUGUAUACUCCUUCUGCCGGGAGGCAGGGCUGCCGGGGCUGCCGCUCAGCUUACUCAGGCACAGCCAGGGGAGUAGCACUAUCCAGCAGCAAUCUUGGUGUGGGACCUUUCUGAGGGACCUGGUGGCUGUGAUUCAGGCCUACUUUGCCUGCACCUUCAACCUGGAGAGGAGCCAAACAGGUGACAGCCUACAGGUGUUUCAGGAGGCUGCUGACCUCUUUCUGGACCUGUUGGGAAAAUUGCUGGUGCAACGAGACGACUCUGAGCAUACACUGCAGAGGGACAGCCUUAUGUGCUUUGUUGUUCUUUGUGAAGCCAUGGAUGGAAACAGCCAGGCCAUCUCCAAAGCCUUUUACUCCAACCUGUUGACCACACAGCGUGCAGUGUUGGAUGGGCUCCUUUGUGGCCUGUCAGCUCCAUGGUUCCCCUUCCACACACCUCCAGGAGUCCCACACACUAACCAGCUGCUGCAGGAGCAGAAUGAGGAUCUGCCUGGAGCCGUUUCCUGUGCCUUGGCAGCCAUAUGCACUGCUCCUGUGGGACUGCCCAGCUGCUGGGGUGCCAAGGAGCAGGUCUCUCGUCAUCUGGCAAAUGAGCUGACUGAAGACUGCAGCCAGCUCAGGCUGUCCCUCAUCUCGGGCCUGCGACAUCCGCUCUUAUGUCUACACCUUCUUAAGGUUCUUUACUCUUGCUGCCGUGUCAGCGAGCACCUAUGCCGUCUUCUAGGGCAAGAGCCCUUGGCUUUGGAGUCAUUGUUAAUGCUGGUCCAGGGCAAGGUGAAAGUGGUGGAUUGGGAAGAGUCCACUGAAGUGGCACUCUACCUCCUCUCUCUCCUUGUCUUUUGGCUUCAAGAUCUACCUUCCAGAAUGGAAAAGCUAGGCGGUGAGGUUGCUACGCUCUUUACUCACUCACACAUCGUCUCUCUUGUGAGUGCUGCAGCCUGUCUGUUGGGACAGCUUGGUCAGCAAGGGGUGGCCUUUGACCUCCAGCCCAGGGAGUGGAUCGCUGCAGCCACACAUGCCCUAUCUGCCCCCGCAGAGGUCCGGCUGACUCCUCCAGGUAGCUGUGGAUUCUAUGAUGGCCUCUUCAUCCUUCUGCUGCACCUCCUCACUCAGCCAGGGAAGGCGGGCCUGAUCAGGGAUGUGGCUAGCUCAGAAAUGUGGACCAUCUUGUGGCGCCGCUUCUCCAUGGCCUUGAAGCCACCUGACAAGGUGUCUGCACAGGAAGAGGACCUGUCACUGGCCAGUCCACCCAGCCCAAAACCAGACUGGACACUGAUCUCACCCCAAGGCAUGGCAACCCUGCUGAGCCUGGCCAUGGCCACCUUCACCCAAGAGCCCCAGUUAUGCCUGAGCCACCUGUCCCAGCAUGGAAGUAUCCUCAUGUCCACCUUGAAGUACCUGCUUUCCUCCAGGUUCCUGUAUCACCUGAGCCAGGCGCCUCAUGGAUCUGAGUUUCUCCCGGUCGUGGCACUCUCUGUCUGUCAGCUUUUCUGCUUCCCCUUCUCCCUGGAUGUGGAUGCCGACCGCCUUGUAGGAAUCUUGGCUGACCUCAGAGAUGCGGAAGUUGCAGCCCUCCUGCUGCAGGUCUGCUGCCAUCAUCUUCCGCUGUCACAAGUUGAGCUGCCCAUAAGCCUCCUCACACGCCUGGCCCUUAUGGAUCCCAUCUCUCUCAACCAGUUUGUGAGCACAGUGGCUGCCUCCCCUAAAACCAUCAUAUCAUUCCUCUCAGUUGCCCUCCUGAGUGACCAACCACUGCUGACCUCUGACCUCCUUGCCCUGCUGGCCCACACAGCCCGAGUCCUGUCUCCCAGCCACUUGUUCUUCAUCCAAGAACUCUUGGCUGGCUCUGAUGAAUCCUAUAGACCUCUGCGCAUCCUCCUAGGCCACUCAGAGAACUCUGUGCGGGCCCGUACUUAUGGGCUCCUGGGACACUUGCUCCAACACAGCAUGGCCCUUCGUGGGGCACUGCAGAGCCAGACUGGAUUGCUGAAACUUCUGCUUCUAGGCCUUGGAGACAAGGACCCUGCUGUACGGCACAGUGCUAGCUUUGCUGUGGGCAAUGCAGCCUACCAAGCAGGUCCCCUGGGUCCUGCCCUGGCAGCGGCAGUGCCCAAUAUGACCCAGCUCCUUGGAGAUGCUCAGGCUGGUAUUCGGCGAAAUGCUGCAUCAGCUCUGGGCAACUUGGGGCUUGAGGGGUUGGAGGAGGAGCUGCUCCAGUGCCAAGUACCCCAGAGGCUCCUUGAGAUGGCAUGUGGAGACCCUCAGCCAAAUGUCAAGGAAGCUGCCCUCAUUGCCCUCCGGAGCCUCCAGAAGGAGCCCUGCAUCCAUCAGGUGCUGGUGUCUCUGGGUGCCAGUGAGAAAUUGGCCUUGCUUGCUGUGGGGAAUCAGUUACUGACACAGAGCAGUUCCAAGCCUGCCUCUGCCAGACACUGCAGGAAGCUCAUCCGUCUGCUAAAACCAGCUCACAGCACAUGAUCCCAGGUUCCUGGGGUCCAGCUUCCAGCCUUCAUUGCCUGCUAUUGCCAAGUCUUUAUUAUGUGCCUCCUCAAGCCACCAGCUCACCUGAGGGUGAGAGAGACUGAAAAAUAGUGACAAGCUGGGAAUGAGAAACUAGAAGAGAUUAUAUAUAAAGCUCCUUCCUUUUCCAAGAUUCAGGAUCAUUACAAUCAGUAAAUUUUAUUACUGUUGGUGCCAGAGAAGAUUCCUUUCUUCUCUAUGUACAGGGGUCUUUUUUCUAGUAAUGUGCCUUUAACCCCAAGAACAUGCCCCAGGACCUGAGGGAAACAUUGCCACCUCACAGAUCUCUCCCUUUUUGGAGCUGCUACAAUCCUCUGGCAAUUUUUGCUUUAGGUGCAUUGGCUUCUCUCUCAGCUGAAGGCUCUGAGGAUAAAUGUCAUCAGCCCCUAUUGUUGAGGGGAUCCCUUAGCCCACAUUUCUUUCAGGGGCAGGGAUAUAUCUUUUUUUUUUUUGU
Molecule: messenger RNA, 4811 nt
Organism: Octodon degus (degu)
Lineage: Eukaryota; Metazoa; Chordata; Mammalia; Rodentia; Octodontidae
Gene: Stk36
Product: serine/threonine kinase 36
Exons: 28
Coding region: 254-4315 (1353 amino acids)
Biological process (GO): protein phosphorylation
Cellular component (GO): cytoplasm
Molecular function (GO): ATP binding; protein kinase activity
Source: RefSeq, a predicted model, not a curated record